Molecule: messenger RNA, 2085 nt
Organism: Betta splendens (Siamese fighting fish)
Lineage: Eukaryota; Metazoa; Chordata; Actinopteri; Anabantiformes; Osphronemidae
Gene: cox7a2l
Product: cytochrome c oxidase subunit 7A-related protein, mitochondrial
Exons: 3
Coding region: 89-436 (115 amino acids)
Biological process (GO): mitochondrial electron transport, cytochrome c to oxygen; mitochondrial respirasome assembly; regulation of oxidative phosphorylation
Source: RefSeq, a predicted model, not a curated record
GUCACUUUCCGGCGACGCUAGCAGCCGGAAGCCCCUUUACCGGUGGUUGUCUUGUGGAUAGCACCUUUCGCCGUCCUUCAGUGGUAACAUGUACUACAAGCUCAGCGGGUUUACGCAGAAACUGACGGGGUCUGCGCCCACGACCGCCUACAACCCUCAGGGUCUGAGGGCGGGUCUACCAGCAGAGUCCCCAACCAUGAUCUUUGCCUCACCUACCAAGGUGAUCUCAGAAGCUGGGGCUACAGUGGAGUACAUGGGAAAAAACAAGGUUCCUGACCUUCAGAGGCGAUUCCAGGUACCAGACGGCGUUCCCAUUCAUUUGAAGGGCGGCGUUCCCGACAGGCUACUGUACCGCACCACCAUGGCUCUCACUGUCGGCGGCGUUCUCUACUGUCUGGUGGCUCUUUUCAUUGCAUCGCAGCCCAGGAAAAAUUGACCAACACAUGAACACGAUCUUUCUGCGACACCUCUCACAUGUUGCUGCCGAAACACAUUGACCCAACAAUGUUCAUUCUCCACUUGCCUCCUCCGCCACCUCCGUUCUCCACUGUCAGGACAUCGUACCAAUGAUAUCAACAAUAAUCUUUGUUUUCUUUUGUUUGUUUUUUGAAAAAGUCUGAGUUAAUAAAUUUUAAGGGGAAACAACUAUAAUGUCCUUUUGCAUUUUGUUAUGCUAUUGAUAAUGUGCUUGUUGUAGCAAAGGUGUCACGUUCCAAAUGAACCUGCAGCAAGUGGCACGCGAAGGGUAGAGAGCCGCACCGCCUCCCUCGGCUGCUGUAACUGAAGCACACGUGUGGUUUUAGCAUGUUACAAGCGCGUGUGUGCGCGUGCGACAGAGAGCAGGCGCAAAGGAGACACUUCGUCUGGAACAUGGCUGCUGCUCACUUGGCUUGAGUACUGUCUCAUACAGUAUUUAUAUGUGUGGGCCCUGGUGUGAUGUCAGAUGCUGCUCGCCGAGGGAGGGGGAGGUUGUUUCAGACACGUUGGCACUCUUACAUCAAGCUGCUGAAACACUGAUGAUCAUCUCAGCAUCUUGUGCCUCUUAAGUGUUUGGGGGGUUUAUAAUAAUAUAUCUUUUUUUUUCUUUUGGGCAGAAGUAAUUUCAAACAUUACUAGUACAAAUGUGUGAAACAUCAAAAUAAUAUGGCCACAAUAGCAUUUUUGAUUUGUUGAUGUUCUCUACUCAAGUAUAUUUAAAAAGAAAGAUGUCUAAAUAAGUAUUUUUAUAUAUUAACGUAAUUAAAUAUUUGGCCACUGACUAUUGAAAUAACAUUUUUUACUUUGGUUCUGUUUUUCUUCAAAUUGUUUCAUUUUCAAAUUCUGAACAUAUAUUUGCAUUCACCUGUGAUAGAUGUAUCUGAAGGGCUUUAAAGGCCGUCGUCUCAUUAUAAGGCAGUAAAGUGUUCAAGUGUAUGUGUAUUGAUUGCACUUGAAGCGCCAGGUGUUCUUUGCACUGUGGGUAUUGUAGGUCCUGAAGGUGAAAUAAUAAAGGUUUUAGUGGUACUAUAACAUAAGGCUUCUCAGGCCUUAUGAGUCUUUAAGAGUUCUGCGAUUAUCUCAUUUUAUUUAGAGUGAAAGUUUAAAAUGAAUGAACCGCUUUGCCAGAGUUUUCUAAUUAAAAUGCAUCUGCUUCAUUCGUCAAUAUGACUCAGUCCUGGACUUCCCUUUGUUGUGGCAUCAAUACUUCACACCCUGAGGAAAACCUUUGGAUGGAUAAUUGAUUGUAGCAGUGAUAUGAAAAAUACAUUAUUCAAUCUCCAGGGAAAUAAUGUGUGUAUACUGUCUGUAAAAUAAACACGAGAAUUUGAAUGACUUCAAUCUAUCCAUGAUAUCACAUUCUAAAGAUAGACACUUCUCUACUCCACUUGUAUUGAAGUACAUUUAUACUAGUUUACUGGUGUGGAUCCAUUGGGAGAGACUGUACCUUCUGAAAGAUCAUGUGCAUUUCUUGGCUGUUUUUCUUGCGAUCAAAAAAUAUAAAACUAAAAUAUUUUUGUUUUCAUGGUGCAAAGCCCAGGUUUGAGCAUGUGUAGAAAUUACGGACAGUGCUGACCUUGUCAUUUCCCAAUAAAUACUGGCAUGUUA